GUUCACCAACGUUCACCGGGAGCGUAGGUAGGUCGUCUAGUGUGACGUCACGUCGUCAGUCUAGUUGGGUUAGGUUUUACGCUGAAAAUUCUAACGACAAAUUUUUUGUUUGACGAUUGAUGUUUUCGCCGUCGUGUACAUCGUACUGAGCGACGCGAGCAGUUCACGCAGGUGAUUGACGGCCAGCAGUCGCGCUCGAGCAGAUCGUACGAUCGCGAGUGGUCCGCGCUGCAUCGACGAUAUAUGAGAUUUUAAACGGAAAAUGAGUCGACAUGAAGGAGUAAGCUGCGAUUCCUGCUUGAAAGGCAAUUUUGAAGGUCGUAGAUACAAGUGCCUGGUAUGCUACGAUUAUGAUCUAUGUGCCAGCUGCUACGAGGGAGGCGCCAGUACUACACGCCACCUCACAGAUCAUCCUAUGCAGUGCAUACUUACCAGAUCUGACUUUGAAUUAUAUUAUGGUGGCGAAGGAGUGAGUGUGGAACAACCUCAAUCUUUGACUUGCCCGUACUGUACAAGAAUGGGUUUCACCGAAGCUACAUUACAAGAACAUGUGGCUGCUGAUCAUCCCGAUACCUCGUUUGAAGUUGUAUGUCCAGUUUGUGCAGCAGUGCCAGGUGGAGAUCCCAAUCAUGUAACUGAUGAUUUUGCUGGUCACUUGACAUUAGAGCAUCGAAGUGGACCAAGGGAUUUGAUUUCCUUUUUAGAUGAUCCUUCAGCAGGUAGACAUGUUAGGCGGAUACCACAUCCGUCCAGAGCUGUUGGUGCACCACGUGCGCGUAGGUCCAACAUGCAUUUCAGUUCAUCUGGAGGAUUGAGCCCAAGUAGUCGAGAAGGUAUAGAUCCGAUUGCAGAAUUAUUGUCUCAAUUAUCGGGUGUACGUAGGAGUGGAGGUGGAAGUGGACAGAGUUCCUCGGCACCUACGCAACUACAGCAAUUGCAAAUGCAAUUGCAAAUAGAACGGCAACAAGUUCGGGCUGCUAGACAACAACUCGAACGAUUACCUAGGAGGCAGACUCAAGUGAUCGGUUCAGUGAGUGGCAGUGGAGGUAGUAGCGGCGGUCAUUCUACUACAAUGGCUAGUGUGGUGGCGAAUAGUACGAGUAGUAACAAUAACGCGACCAAUGUGGCCAACCCGUCCGGUGUGUCUUCUACUAAUUCGCAGAAUUUUACGUUCCUGUUACCCAGAUGCAUUACAACCACACUGUCUGAUUCACAACUGCAAAAUAUCGAACGCGAAAGUGCAAAUAGGAGCCUUUUUGCACGUGAACUUAUUGUUGGAACACUUUCCCAAACAUUGUCAGAGUUGCUUCAACAGCAGUGUACCGUGCAAACGCCGGCAUCAAGUGCAACUACUGCCACGACCAGUCCCGAAACACCAAACGCUAAUACUUCCAUUGUCUCCACGAAAAAAUUGAGUUUAGCUCAGGAAGCAAAGAGGGAUCAAACGACGAAUAAACAUGUAACACAAGCGUCUGCGCAGCAACAAUCACAAACAAUUCUACAAGCUGCUGCUGCUGCAGCCGUUGCUGCCGGCAGUGUAGGCUCUGCCCUACAAAAUCAGGGUUUAUCCCCAAAUUCUAACAGCAUUGCAACGCAAAAUUCACCUAUAGUUCAAACAUUGAUGCAUAGUGUGUUACCUCAGCCAUUGGUCUUGCAGCAACCACUGCCGCCUCCAAUUAGGAAUACCGGUACUGGGACAAUCCGAGAACCGAUAGCAGCUCCAGCACCCGCUUAUCUCAGAGGUGGAGUGGGUUCAGUUGGAGUGACAGGCUCUUCACGUAGGAAGCCGGUUAGGGCUGUAGACGGCAGAAACCAAUCCACGGAACCACCGCCCCCUCACUAACCCCUCCUUAGUCUGUACCUAUCCACCCUGAUUCCUCACAGGACCCCCUAGCACUAGUCCUAGCACUGUUUAGAACACCUCAUCAUUAUUGUUAUUAUUAUAAUAUUAUAUAUUAAUAAUUAUUCAAACGCCCUCUCUCCUCUUCAUCCACAUGCCGUACUACUUUCCGAACUUUAAUCUCGCCAUCUUUGCUGUUACGUGACAUGGAACAAGGGCAAGGGCUAAUUCGUCGUUGGCAUAUUGCGAAUAAUAAUAAUAAUAAUAAUAAUAAUAAUAAUAAUAAUGUACAUAAUUUCUCACACCUCUUGCGGUCAUGCUCGGAAUAUACAGUUCGUUCGCGUGUAAUACUCCCUUCGGAUGAGUCUUGCCACGUUCUUCCACGCUGACACGCUACACACGAUAUGACAUUCUACUAUCUAUUCGCUGAGACACGCGCGCGAAAACAGGCGUUUGCAAGCAAACGUACUGUACGUAAAUGGUAAAUUCUUGUAAAGGCGAAGCGGUAUUAGCGUUUUCACUAUUUGGUUUAUCGUGUCGAAGAAUAGAACGAACACGCGAGAGUGACUUGUGAUCCGGAAAAAAAAAACUGAACGAAGAACCAAAUUUUUUUUUCUAAAUCGUACUGUAUACGUUAUACAUGUUUGUUGUCACGAGAGACAAAUGAAGUACGAGGGUUUCAUUGACACUUACACGCGGCGUAAAUUAUAAUAUAUCGAACAAUCAACCGCUAAUGUAUCGAGCGCUUUAAACGCAACACGUGUUCCCUCUUCACAAAUAAAGAUACACGAACGUGAAAUUGCCCGGGUUGGUCCGUAAUACUAACGCUUAAAUGGUCCUAAACCUUCAGAUAACUUCUCCGGCGCACUAAUAGUGGAAAAUGGUACACGAGAAAUAAUUAUUACACACAGAUAAAUGAAAAAUGUCGUGAAUGAUAUAACGAUGCAGAACAACGAUGCUGCAUAUUUUUCAGACGACUAUUUAGAAUAUAAUUCUCGUUAUAGUAGACUCCUGUAUGCUUUACAAUCAAUAAAUCAUUAGUACAAUGUACAAGAAAAUGAAUCACCCGUAA
Molecule: messenger RNA, 2912 nt
Organism: Harpegnathos saltator (Jerdon's jumping ant)
Lineage: Eukaryota; Metazoa; Arthropoda; Insecta; Hymenoptera; Formicidae
Product: E3 ubiquitin-protein ligase KCMF1
Exons: 8
Coding region: 263-1843 (526 amino acids)
Biological process (GO): synaptic signaling
Cellular component (GO): plasma membrane
Molecular function (GO): zinc ion binding
Source: RefSeq, a predicted model, not a curated record